Molecule: messenger RNA, 2606 nt
Organism: Linum tenue
Lineage: Eukaryota; Viridiplantae; Streptophyta; Magnoliopsida; Malpighiales; Linaceae
Source: the annotation of a GenBank genome assembly
CUUGCCCUCUCUCUCUCUCUUCUUUCUCUCUCCCACUCAAACCACAACACUUUUCCUACUCAUCCUCUGCUUGCUACUCUUCACCUUCAGCCAUCGCCAAACCAGAACAAAGUUCCAUCCUCAGAUCACAAAACCCACCAAAGACAGACAAACAAAGCUUCUACUGAUUUUUUUAUUUUUGUAACUCGGAAUAAGGGGAGUUGGUUUUAGUUUUCUUCUCCGAUGGGCAUGACCGACGCAGCGGCCAAGCAUCUGUCCUUCAGCGGCGGCGGAGGAGGAGGGCUGCCCAUUGUCUCCGACCUCAAGACCCUACUUUCCCUUGUGAGGACAAAGCGCUCUCUGGCUUUCGCCUAUGGCUUCAUGUUCGCUUUCGUCGUCUUCACCGUCUUCCUCGCUUUCAACCCUUCUCCAAACUCUACCUCCCCUUGGUUCUUCUCCAACAUCUUCACCGCUCCUUCUCCCGGCGCCGACACCCCUGCCGGCGGAGGUAGCACCGCCGCUGGAUCUCAAUUCCCUUCUAUUUUCUCUUAUCUCUUCCCCAACUCCUCCGACGCCGCUCUGCAGAUGGAAGAAGACGAAGGCGGGUUCGCCGCCGUACGGACGGUGAACGCUUCCUCCUCCCCCACCGCCGGAGAGGCCGGCGCUGUCAGAUCUAACUCCAGCAGUUCUUCACGGUCUCAUAAUGGGGAUGUGAAAGGGCUUCCUCCUGUUAGUAACCAGACACAAACUAGUACAGAGCAUUCUUUUGUUCCGCCGCCGGUGGAAACCCAGUCCGGAAACGCGUCAAUCGUCGGCGAAGAGCCUCCUGCUGCACGUAAUACUAGUAAAACUGUAGAGAAUUCCGGUAAAGUUCCCAGCUUUAAUUCAACCGCAGCAGACACGGCGAAUCAGACUAAAAGUGCUGUUACUCCCGCCCCCAAUAAUGGAAAUUCCGGCGAAUCCCAGGGGAAGGAUGCAGUUACAGACCAGAAAUCUCCGUCGACGGCCGCAAAUCAGACUGCUAUGAGUUCGAUCUCCGACGGGAAAGGAGUAGGAGAUAAGAAUUCUGCUUCCAAUCUUACAGAGAAGAAACAGAGCAGCGGCGGCGGCGGUGGUUCGAAACAGGGGAAUAAGGGGAAAACAGGGGCGUCGGUGAAACAGGGGAUAGAGGCGUUGGUGGAAAGUUUAGAAGGUUGUGAUCUCUUUGACGGGGAAUGGGUCAUGGAUAAUUCGUACCCGCUUUACAAACCCGGUUCCUGUUCACUGAUCGACGAGCAAUUCAACUGCAUUCUCAACGGAAGACCUGAUAAGGACUACCAGAAGUACAAGUGGAAGCCCCACGGCUGCACUUUGCCCAGGUUCAAUCCUGGGCACAUGCUGGAUAUGUUGAAGGGAAAGCGGCUCGCGUUCGUCGGCGAUUCGUUGAACAGGAACAUGUGGGAGUCCAUGGUUUGUAUGUUGAAGAGCGCCGCGAAAGAUCAAAGCAAGGUUUAUGAAGCCAAUGGGAGGCAACAUUUCAGGGGAGAAGCUGCUUAUUCCUUCAUAUUCAAAGAUUACGGUUGCACGGUUGAGUUCUUUGUAACUCCAUUCCUAGUUCAAGAAUGGGAAACCAUCAACAAGACUGGAUAUCCGAAGGAGACGCUCCGGCUCGAUUUGAUAGGGAAGUCCUCCGAUCAGUACAAAACUGCAGAUUACAUCGUGUUCAACACCGGUCAUUGGUGGACUCAUGAGAAAACAUCCCUAGGGAAAGAUUAUUACCAAGAAGGGAGUCAUGUGUACCCGACCCUAAACGUUCUCGAAGCAUUCCGGAAGGCUUUGACGACGUGGGGGAGAUGGAUCGACGCCAAUGUGAAUCCGAGGAAGAGUCUGGUCUUCUUCCGAGGAUACUCCGCUUCUCAUUUCAGUGGUGGGCAGUGGAACUCGGGAGGGGCGUGCGACAACGAGGUCGAACCGAUCAAAAACUCGACCUACCUGACCGAGUACCCGGACAAGAUGCAAGUGCUCGAGAAGGUACUGAGAGGGAUGAAAACCUCGGUGAAGUACCUGAACGUGACCCGAAUGACCGAUUACAGGAAAGACGGGCACCCAUCGAUCUACAGGAAGCGGAAGAUCACGGAGGAGGAGAGGAGGUCGCCGAUGCUGUACCAGGAUUGCAGCCAUUGGUGCCUUCCCGGUGUGCCGGAUGCGUGGAACGAGGUCCUCUAUGCUCAGGUUUUGGUGAAUGAGUACAGGAAGCAUCCUGUGCAGAAGAAGAAAGCAUAGGUAAAAUGAAAGAGGAAGAGUGAUAUGAUUAUUUUGAAUUCAGUUCACCCUUUUUUUUGUAUAUGCACAGCACCACCACUAUAGUUUUUUUUCUUUCUUUCUUUCUUCUGUUUGUUUGUCUCAAUUUUGGGGUUCCAUAGAAAGGUAAAAAAAAGCAAUGGCAUCACAGAAGGAUGUUGCCAAAAGUUUGGGUAUCAAAGUGCGAGAAGAAUAAAGUUUACUAGGUGUAACUUGUAAGUAUUUAUGGCCCCCUGAUUAAGUGGAGAAAGAGAUUUGUGGGUUUUGAUUGUUCUGCUUUGCCUAAUUUAACAGAAUGGAUUUGCAUUAAUCCAAGUGUUCAAAUUAAGUUAGUUGCAACUUCAAUG